Messenger RNA from Phymastichus coffea, 6655 nucleotides. RefSeq names its product vesicular inhibitory amino acid transporter (gene VGAT). NCBI's taxonomy places the organism in Eukaryota, Metazoa, Arthropoda, Insecta, Hymenoptera, Eulophidae. Gene Ontology annotation, biological process: amino acid transmembrane transport. Gene Ontology annotation, molecular function: amino acid transmembrane transporter activity. Gene Ontology annotation, cellular component: vacuolar membrane. The record is from RefSeq and is a predicted model, not a curated record. Bases 362 to 1945 code for a protein of 527 amino acids. The transcript has 5 exons.
UGUCUAUUCUGAUCCGUAGCGGCCCAACGAACAGUAGCAGCAGAGCCUCAUCAUCACCACCCCCUGCAGCUGCGGAUGCCGCGAUUAAAGUGACAUCUCCUCUGCUCUCCUCUCACCAAUUCAACUCGCAGUAGCUCUCCUCGGCCAUUGUCAAGAAAAAAGUCAAGAUCCGUGCUUUCGUCAGCCAAUUGGUUUCAAUUCGAUAUUUGGACGGUCGCUGUCGCAAAGCGCCCAUGAGGGAAGCUCGCGCAAGUGCCCCUUGCCGAAUCAGCCAUCUAAGAAGGGCUUCGGCCUGAUCGAUUCUCGCUCUCUGCUUUCGCUCUUCUCUCAGAGAGCACAUUAUCUUGUCAAUCAGUGAAAGAUGGCGCAGUUCAAAGGAUUCUACAUACCCUCGUUCAGCGCGACGGUGAACGUCGCGUGGGAAACGGUCAAAGCCUUGUGGCCGGAGAACAGUCCCUGCAUGGAAUUGUUGCGAGGUCCGAGCUCCGGCCAAGCUGGUGGCUACGAUCAGCAGUUUCGCGAGGGUGUCGAUGGCGCUGAAAUGACGACCUUGAAUAACGGCGCCGGCACGUCAUACACUGGCGAGAAGCACGUGACUAUGGCCGAGGAAUCAUUCAGCUAUCAACGGAGUGGAGACAAAAUUAGACAGGGGAGUGUCAGUAGCGGCUUCAGCGAGUACGACGAAGGGGGUGGUGAAUUUGGCUCUGGCACGCCAAUCAACGAAUGGCAGGCCGCAUGGAAUGUUACCAAUGCUAUUCAGGGCAUGUUCAUCGUGUCGCUGCCGUUCGCGGUGCUACGCGGUGGUUACUGGGCGAUCUUCGCGAUGAUCGGAGUGGCGCACAUCUGCUGCUACACCGGCAAGAUCCUGGUAGAGUGCCUGUACGAGGUGGACGUGGCGACGGGCCAGCGAGUGCGAGUACGUGACUCGUACGUAGCCAUCGCCAAAGAGUGCUUUGGACCACGAGUCGGCGCCCGCAUCGUCAACAUCGCCCAGAUAAUCGAGUUGCUGAUGACCUGCAUCCUCUACGUGGUGGUGUGCGGCGAUCUGAUGAUCGGUUGCUUCCCCGAAGGUGCCAUAGAUACGCGCAGCUGGAUGAUGCUCAUCGGCAUCUUCCUGGUGCCUUUGGGAUUCCUCAAGUCUCUGCACCACGUCUCAGUGCUGAGCUUUUGGUGCACGAUGGCUCACUUAUUCAUCAAUGCAAUCAUUAUCGGCUACUGCAUACUGGAGAUCGGCGACUGGGGCUGGUCGAAGGUCAAGUGGAGCAUCGACAUGGAGACAUUCCCGAUCUCCCUUGGCGUCAUCGUCUUCAGCUACACGUCGCAGAUCUUCCUGCCCACCCUCGAGGGUAAUCUCAUCGAUCGCAGCAAGUUCAACUGGAUGCUCGAUUGGAGUCACAUCGCCGCCGCGGCCUUCAAGUCGAUAUUCGGCUGGGUCUGCUUUUUGACCUUCCAAAACGACACUCAGCAGGUAAUCACGAACAACUUGCACUCGGCGGGCUUCAAAGGCCUAGUGAACUUCUGCUUGGUAUUGAAGGCCAUGUUAUCGUAUCCGUUGCCCUACUACGCGGCAUGCGAGUUGCUCGAGCGCGCCUUGUUCCGGGGCAAGCCAAAAACCCCGUUCCCAACGAUUUGGACGCUCGAUCGCGAGCUCAAAGUCUGGGGAUUGGCAUGGCGAAUAGGCGUAAUACUCUUCACCAUCCUCAUGGCCAUCUUCAUACCGCACUUCAGUAUUCUCAUGGGCUUCAUCGGCUCGUUCACCGGCACCAUGCUCUCCUUCAUCUGGCCGUGCUAUUUUCAUCUCAAACUCAAACGCAACUCGAUGGACAGCAAGGAAGUUGCCUACGACUGCUUCGUCAUCUUUCUCGGUGUACUGUUCGGUGUUAUUGGCGUUUAUGACUCGGGCAAGGCCCUUAUCAAGGCCUUCGAAAUCGGCUUGCCGUUUUAGGCUCGCCGACUUCCCAUAGUCGCCAAGUUUUGUUGCUCCGCAUCGAUCACCUGGCUUCGCUUGUAGGUAACUCGCGUUAUGUGCUUAUUAAGAUGUUUUGGCUGUCUUUCGAGCUUGGAACGAAGUGAUGUUAAAAACACAAUUUUAUUUGUCUAACUCUUCUGAAAUUCUUCUUUUGUUAUUUUUUUGUUUUUGUUGAGCCGACGUAUCACGAAGUGGUGUCAUCUUUUAUAAACAAAAUGUUGUAUAUUGACUGACAAUGUCGAGAUUUUUCAUGUGUUGUCAAAUGUUGAAUAACUGAUUUUUAACGAAACAAUUGUGUAAAUAUUGAAAAUCCAGCGUCUUCCAAUGCAAUAUUGCAUGAAGUAAUUCAAAACACGGAAACUACUUUAGGUACACACGUAUUACAAUUUCAAUCAUUUACAAAUGAAUGUCAUCAAUAAUAACAGAAGAAUAGAAUUUUCUUUUGCUUAUUCUCUAUUUCAACAAUGUCAAUUAAAAUUGCCCGAUCUUGAUAAUCAACAAGCCUUCAAUUGAGUAAGAGAUGAUGUAAGAUUACAUUUGAUUGUCGAUCGAUCUGCAAUAGCAACAAAUUAUUUAUAACCAAGAAAUAGAUCAAUUUAUUUUUUAUCUGAUAUUAUAAUAUUUAUAGAAUUUAUCUAAUGAACACUAACUGAUCCUCCAAAGGUGAUCACUUCGGUUCGAGCGGUGAUUUGUCAAAAUGAAAGUUACCUACACAGCGAAAUCAUUGUCGUCAAUGCAAAACAACUUUUAUCCGUUCAUGCGCCUGAGUAUUUAUUCGUGGUAUUUGAAAAAAUAUAUAUAACAGCUGAAAAGAAAACCACGAAACAAAUGAGAGUGUACAUCAUAGAAAAAGAAAGAAAAAGCUUCAACGAAUGAUGCUAUACCUUGCGGCCGUACUUUCUAUCGAUUGACUUGGCGUGAAAGAUUUUUACUUUUCACUUUUCUUAUGCAUGUACAGAUUUGAGGCCUUGAUGAUUCGAAUGAUACUGUGUUCAAUUAAUUUAUUGCAUAGUUGUAUCAACUAAAUUUAGUUAUUUAUGUUUAAAUUACACGUGAUUUUUCUAAAAUUCUCGUAAAGCAAAAUAAAACGUAAAAAUAUAUUACGCCAAGAGUUCUGCAUCGAUGUAAGUCUGUACCGCUAAAGUAAUUAGCGAUGGUAUUAAAACAAGCGUUGCUUUAUAAAUAGUCUUCCAAAAAUGUCUUCCAAAUGACACACUAAAUUCAAGAAAAAUAUUAGUGAAAAAAACUAUAACAGAAAUUAAGCGGUGUGCGUAAUGUGUCAGACAAUAAAUAAACGAAAGAGACUGGAAAAUUUUAAAUGAAAUGAAAUUAAUUGUAAAUUUAGAGGUUUGUUUUUAUUUCUUGCGGUUACUAUCUUAUUUAAUAAUAUCCUAUCUACAAUUGAUUUCAGCAAAAUGUUAAUUAAUAAAAAUGUAAUUACAUUCUUACUAGACGAAUAUGCGUGGUUAGUAAAUCAACAAUUUAGUAUCAAUUAUCAAAUAAAUAAAAAUUGAUGGUUGGUCUCACAUGGGUUAUAAAAACGGACUAUAUAAAAACUGUUGUGUAAGUUAAAUCACAAAUUUUAUAAUUAUAUCGAAUAUAGCUUUCGAAUUGUAACACAAUAGAAAAGCGUUGAUCGCUAGUUUAAUCUGAAUGACCGAGGAGUGUAGUUAUUAUCGUGAGUUGCCUUCUCGUAAUUUCGUAUUAUUUUAAAAAAAUCAUUAUUCACAUCCGCUAUGUAAACGGAGAAUUGAGAUAGUGUCCACUCCACCGAUUUAGUGGUUAUCAUUCUCCAAGAAAUACGAGCAAUGACUCAUGUAAGCUGAUCUCUCGCUCUUCAAUACACGCGCAUUGUAAAAUUUCACAUGUUCAAUACAUGUGUAUGAGCAGUUACACGAAAAAUAUCUAUUAAUAUUCCGUUUGAGUUUUUAACAAUUUCAAAUAGAGGGCACGCGCCUAAUUUUUAUACUUUAUCAUUUUAUGAGAUAUUCAAAACUAAAAGAAUUGGGCUCGACAUUCCAUAGAAGAGCGGAAAUUCAUACUAAAGAAACCGUGAUAUUUUAUGACCUCUUUAAUCCAACUUCAAAUUCGAAUUUUGCCUGUCAAUACACGUAGGAAACCAUAUUUCGAUUGAUUUUUUUAUUUAACAUUUCGAUCUCUGGAGAACUUUGAAAACGGUAGCCGUGGAUAAAAAACUCAUUGAUAAUGAAAGUGCCAAAUUGACGUGUUUAAGCUAACUUUAUGUGAUCAAAACUCAGCAAGAAUCAAAAUAUCGUGCAGAAAAUAAACCAAAACAGGCUUUCCGAUAUAUGUUGACCCGUAACAUACGAAUUGAAAUUCUGAUUCUCGCUACGUUUCUUUCCGUUAAAUUAAAAAAAUACAUAUGUAAAAGUUCAUGGAAAAAUUUAUUAUUGUUUUUAUUGACAUAAGCACUUCCGUGGGAACAGAAAGGGUGUCACGAUCAUGCACCAAGUUACGACUCAAGUUAUUUUCGGAUAGGCCAUGCUUUCUGGAAUGAUAAAAUAAAAAAAUUAAGAGCAUGCACCUCUAAAAUUUUUCGACACUCCGCGUGUGAGGAGGACUCGACUUUACGCGCGCUCGAGUUAUCGAGCAUGCUUACAAUCUCGUGCCAUACGCAUCGUAUCGAAAAAUGAUGUUAGAUACACGUGCGAGAAAAUAAUUUCACCAUCACAGUCUGUUCACCCUCGUUUCGCUCGGGCGCAAACGUCCACAAGAGGAUCAAAUCACUUUCUCGCACUGGUAUCCAAACGUACUAUUGUGUAAUCGUAGCGUUUUGUAAAACUGCUUAUAUGCCAUUUUAUUAAAGUCAAAUAGAAAAAAGUACAAGAUCUUAUAGUUUAGAAUAUGAAUCUAGAAAAUGCGAAUCCGUCGCUUGAUGUAUAAUUGAGACAAUGAAAAAAUACGUAUGAUCACAAGUCUUCCACAAUGCAUUUUUCUGUAUAAAUAAACAUAUGCCAAUUGAUCCAUGCAGUAGAUAAAUUUUUCCAUGUUGAAACACGCUUGUCUUUCAAAAAUUGACAAGCACUAAAGAAUUGACCCGACGUCUUCCAGUCUAUUGACGUGCAUAUUUAUCUAUGAACUUAAAUCAACAGUUUAGAUAUAAAUAAAACGAAACAAAUAUUAAUGACAUUAGAUAUAAGUUAAAAUAAUAGAAUAGACGUUAGUAAAUUUUGUCACGAAAAUAUGUAUUAUUUCAACGAUAAAAAAAUGCUUUUUUUUAUUUUACACGUAUUCAAACUUGACUUGGUUUGAUGACAUUUGAAAAACUUUUGUUACUUAGUAUACCUUCAGUACAAAAUGUAACUCGAAUCUCCAGUUCCCUCGUGGAAAUGAUUUCCCGUGUCAGAGUUACUAUAUUGAUGAAUAGAUAUUCCUUGAAUAGUAUUACUAUUUAAAAUAUUCCGGUUAGGGAAACAUUUUCAUGCCUACGAUAUAUAUGUAUGUAUAUAUAUAUAUAUAUACAUAUAUAUAUAUAUAUACACACACACACACACAAAGCGAGUAUAUACGAAACAAUGUCUUCCAAGGAUAAAUGGUGUAAUUAUAUUAUAAAUAAAUAUACAUCAAAAUAUAUUAUAUAUAUUUGCGUUGAGAUCGACCGAUCGUAUUUAACAAAAUGACUAAGUCAAUGACACUAUAAUGAAAAAAAUAUAUAUAUACUUAAUUUAAAUGAUAAAAUAUUUAUGAGAAACAGAUUGUGUAUCGAAUAAGAAUAAGUCGAUAUUAAGAUAUAAUAAAUAAGAAUAAACUACGAUCUAAAGAACAAGAUAAACAAGCGUAACAGAAAGCAGUGAAAAAAAUAAAACAUAGAUAGAUGAACAUUACGACAAGCUGCCACCGAGCUACAUAACGUAUUUUUUUAUAGUACAUAUGUAGCUUGAAACAUCACGGAACUUGAAUUCUCACGUGCCGCUUGUUAAUAUUGCAACAAGAAAAAAACCAUAAAUAUACCUAUGUCUCAAGGUUUUUGAACUCAAUGUAUCUAAAACUACUCCCUUUCACUUCAUUUGCUUCGUUUUAUCCCGUAAUAAAAAUUUUUAAAAGUAUUUUUAUCUUCAUUAAAAAAUUUGAAAAAUGUGCACUACAACCAGGCAGAAUCAACAAAGUUUAAUUUGUAUCUAUUAAGUGAAUGAUUGUUAUAAAAAGAACUUAAACGAUAAAAAUAUCGUUUAUAUCGUGAAAAAUACAAUCAGUCAUUUUUGCUACAUAACAUUACGUUUAAACAUUGUAUAAAAAUCACAAAAACGAAUGAUCGAAAGUGCUAUUGGUACAUACAUUGAAAAAUAUAAUGAAGAGCACAAAACUGUUAAAUAUUGUAUACAAAUUUGAGCAAUAUAUGAUAUAGUGACGUUUUCCAAAGUUGCAGUCUUCCAUUGAAAAUCCAUGAACUCAAUGAUAUACUAAACACUAAAAUCGUUUGCGAUAUUUUAUCUGAUCUCUUGUUAACUGUUAUUAGAUGUACAAUUAAUUAUAUCCUCCAUUGAUGAUUCAAAGUUAAUAGAAAUAUUUAUUAUACUGUGAUUAUUUCAAAGAGUGAUAGAUAUUGAACAAGAAUUAUAAGAUUUAAAUGUUAUACAGAUGGUUAUACAUAUAAUAGGCGUUGUUCAUCAUGCGCACUGUAUCACGGGCUUCCAUAUUAUGAAAACGAAAAUAAAUGAUAAUGAA